This is a messenger RNA of Microthlaspi erraticum, 342 nucleotides long. The record is from the annotation of a GenBank genome assembly. Lineage: Eukaryota; Viridiplantae; Streptophyta; Magnoliopsida; Brassicales; Brassicaceae.
AUGGCGUGGGAGAAGAGAUGUACAAGAGUAGUUCUGGAAGUUGAUUCGGAGUUGAUGGUAGGGUUUCUUCAGACAGGGAUAAGUGACACGCAUCCUUUGUCUUUCCUGGUACGUCGGUACCAUAGCUUGAUUGCAAAGGACUGGAUAGUCCGAGUUACACAUGUGUAUAGGGAGGCCAAUUGUCUUGCAGAUGGAUUGACAAACUAUACUUUCUCGCUUCCACUAGGUUAUCAUUUCUUUGAUGUUGCUCCUAUGGAUGUAGUUUCUAUUCUGAACGAGGAUGAGCUUGGGUUCACACGGCCUAUGCGAGUUUUUCCUGCGUUUUUGUUCCAUGGAUUCUAG